UCCAGACGCCGCUGCACCAUGAGCGUCUCUAUGCUGAGCCCCACCAGAGCCCUGGGCAGCGUCUCUGGGCUCCUGCAGGUGGCCACCCUGCUCGGCCUGCUUCUGCUUCUGCUCAAGGCGGCACAGCUCUACCUGCGCAGACAGUGGCUGCUCAAAGCCCUCCAGCAGUUCCCGUCUCCUCCUUUCCACUGGCUCUAUGGACACAUGCGGGAGUUCCAAGCGGAGGGCGAGCUUCAAGCCCUACUGAAAAGGGUAGAGAAAUACCCGCGUGCCUGUGCUCGCUGGUUUUGGGGGACAAAAGCUCAAGUAUUGGUCUACGACCCGGACUACAUGAAGCUGAUCCUGGGGAGAUCAGAUCCAAAGUCUCCUGAGUCCUACAGAUUCGCGAUUCCCUGGAUUGGGAAUGGAUUGCUCCUGUUGGAGGGGCAGAGGUGGUUCCAGCACCGGCGGAUGCUGACCCCAGCCUUCCACUAUGACAUCCUGAAGCCCUACGUGCGUCUCAUGGCUGACUCUGUGCGCGUGAUGCUGGACAAGUGGGAGGAGCUCGUCAGCCAAGACGCACAUCUGGAGAUCUUUGGACACGUCUCCUUGAUGACCCUGGACACCAUCAUGAAGUGCGCCUUCAGCCACCAGGGCAGCAUCCAGACAGACAGGAACUCCCAGUCCUACAUCCAGGCCAUCAGGGACCUUGGAUAUCUGAUUUUUUCCCGAAUGAGGAAUAUCUUCCACCAGAAUGACAUCAUCUACAGACUGACCCCUGAAGGCCGCUGGCACCACCGGGCCUGCCAGCUUGCCCAUCAACACACAGACAGAGUGAUCCAGCUGAGGAAGGCUCACCUGCAGAAGGAGCGAGAGGUGGAGAAGGUGAGGAACAAGAGGCAUUUGGAUUUCCUGGACAUCCUUCUCUUUGCCAGAGUGGAGAAUGGGAACAGCUUGUCUGACACGGACCUCCGUGCUGAGGUGGACACGUUCAUGUUUGAGGGUCACGACACCACAGCCAGUGGCAUCUCCUGGCUCCUCUAUGCUCUGGCCUCCCACCCUGAGCAUCAGCAGAGGUGCCGGGAAGAGAUUCAGAGCCUGCUGGGGGAUAGCGCCUGCAUCACAUGGAACCACCUGGAUCAGAUGCCCUACACCACCAUGUGCAUCAAGGAGGCACUGCGACUCUAUCCGCCAGUGCCUUUUUUUGGCAGAGAGCUCAGCAAACCCAUCACCUUUCCUGAUGGCCGCUCCUUACCUGCAGGAUUCACACUCUCCCUCUCCACUUACGGGCUUCACCACAACCCGAAGGUGUGGCUGAACCCAGAGGUGUUUGACCCAUCCCGGUUUGCACCGGGGUCUUCUCAACACAGUCAUGCCUUCCUGCCCUUCUCAGGAGGAUCCAGGCAGCCAUGUUUCCAGGUCAGUUGCCAUUCCAAAGUUCCUGGGGCUGUUGUCACUUCAGGAGUCUGACUUCUCAGCAUUUGAAUUUUCCAUGAAAACCAAACUUCAGAUGUGUGAUUUCCGCAGUUAUCAGUCAUCUUUAAAGGUUGUUUUCUCUUCACACAAUCCUGACCUGCCCACUAGCUUUUCCAUUUAAUUCACCAGCCAGCCUCUCAUGUGUCGGUGCUAUUGGCUUCCUGUAUUGACUUUUCAAGCCAUGUAUGUGAUUAGUAUGUGAUCACUUACAGUUUCCGUGAAAAGAGACCCACGCCAACAUGUGUGUUCCCUAUUUCUAUAGGCGAUCCCAAACAAGUGUUGACUGCAUUUUCAUAUAAAUAUGACAUCUUCCAGUUGCCUAAAUUCUUUAUAUAUAGCAGGGAUUGAUUAUAUACCAUAGUCCCACAAUCUACAGAGUGUCAUGUUGGCAGAAAAACAAAAAAGUGAAAAAGCAUAAAGUGGAGGACAGUCAAUUGCUUUUCAGAGAAAAUUCACUGUGUUGUAUUUGACACAUGCAUUUGGAAAGUUCCUGGUGUGUAAACUAUAAAGCACACUUGAAAAAACUGUUGACCUGAAUGAUACACUCCAAAAUGACUGCUGUGAAAAUCUUCAUAUAUACACUACCAAAUGGAAAGUAGAUAGCUAGUGGGAAGCUGCUGCAUUACACACGGAGAUCCACUCGAUGAUGGGUGAUGACCCAGAGGGCUGGGAUGGGGAGGAUGGGAAGGAGUGCUGGGAGGGAGAGGAUAUGGGGAUAUAUGUAUAGAUGCAGCUGAUUCACUUUCUUGUACAACAAAAACUGGCACAGCAGUGUAAGGCAUUUAGAUUCCAACAAAGAGAUAAGAAAAUAAAAGAAAGAAAAUCUUCAAAGACUGCAGAUCCUCCUCUGAAAUAGUACCUCCAUAACUUUGUAACUUUUUAGCAGAAACAAGGAGAAAUGAAUUUUUUCCCUGAAACCAUACUUCUGUGAGGUUUUCAGCUGAUGAAUCAACCUUCACAGAACACCUUUGAUGCAAAAUUUAUUCAGAAUUGACUCUAGGAUUUGGUUUCUGCCAGGGUCCAGUCCUUCUUUGUAGACAUUGGCUGCAUGUCAUGUGGCUGCCACUAGAGGACAGGGGGACCAGGCAGCUCUGUUCCUAGGUCGGAAUUAAUACUUAAUUCUGUCUGGGUUUUUUUUCAAUUCAACUAACUUUAUUUAACUAUACAACCAUCUAUUACGCCUGUCUCUGGGUGCCACGUCCUGUGCUAGGAGAUGGGAACACAGAGAUGAAAGCCACUGUCCCUGCCUCCAAGAGUUCACAGUCAAGAAUCAACUACCUCUACUCAAGGUCGACAGGCCAUGUUUCCAUAGUGCAGUGGUCAGUACAUUUGCCUUACAAGACAGACCUCAUACAUUCACCCAUUCUUUCACUCACUCAUUCAUUCAUUGAGCAGAUUGUUGAAUCUUCCACGUUCCUGGCACAGUCCUGGGCACUGGACGGUGAUGCAUCCUUGAGUCAACAGCAGUGGUGCCUUGGGGGUCCAGGGAGGAAGAGGUGCAGCUGGCAGAGGGGUGAGGCUUGGUGGUCAAAGGCUAGAGCCGUGAGCAUGUGACCAGCACACAUCGGGGGAGGGGCCCUCAAAAGGCGCUGAGUGAGGAGGAGGAGCUGGACAGGUGCAGGGUGAGUGGGGAACAACCAAAGAGGGCAGUGAUGCCACCUGAGGCCCUGGAACAUGUCCUCCCUGUGAUGGAGGACAUAGCAGGCCUGCAGCGGCCAUUACUUCAGGACACAGAGGGGAGGCAGGGUGAUUGAAAAGGCCAGUGGAGAGGCCAAGGGAUGGGAGGAGGGUCAUUUCUGGCGUAGAAAGGGAAGGUUCCAGAGGCAGGUUGACUGAGGGGUUGAGGGGAGUCAGGAGGCCAGACCAUUAACUGGGAGGCAAGGGGUCCAUGAGCUGGAGGGUGGCUAACCCGUGGCCCCUGCAGGAAGCCGCCCUGUUGCCAUUCUGACGUCCUCACACCACUCUGUCCUGUCUAUGCUGCGGAUUGGGGCCCCUGUUUCUCUGCCACAGAUGCUGAGGGCCCGAGUGUGUGGCCCACUCCGCCCCGCGCAGGACCCUGACCUGGCCUGACACCAGAAACUGCCUGUGGAUGCGUGAACAAAGGGCUAAUUCACAUUUACUGCUUCAUUUGACUUGACUCUGUGGCUUUAAGCACUGACCCUCCCCAGUAGGAUUUCAUGCUGUUGAGAGCAGAAGCAGGACUUAGGACAUCGUUCUGGAGAGAGGUGGGCUUUAUGAAGGUCAGGGCGAGAGUGUGAACCAAGGCUUGGGAGGCACGUUCACUGUCACCCGUAAGGCAGGGAUCCAGGCUGGGCCCGUGGAGGAGAGCCCUGGAUGCCCUGUGCCCGGCAGGGAUUACAAGCCUCUGCUCACUUCCUUUUCCCUCCCGG
This is a messenger RNA of Hippopotamus amphibius kiboko, 3845 nucleotides long. Its product is annotated as taurochenodeoxycholic 6 alpha-hydroxylase-like. Lineage: Eukaryota; Metazoa; Chordata; Mammalia; Artiodactyla; Hippopotamidae. Gene Ontology annotation, molecular function: iron ion binding; monooxygenase activity; heme binding. The transcript is spliced from 12 exons. The record is from RefSeq and is a predicted model, not a curated record. Bases 19 to 1449 code for a protein of 476 amino acids.